This is a messenger RNA of Aspergillus tanneri, 1545 nucleotides long. RefSeq lists its product as uncharacterized. The transcript has a single exon. Bases 1 to 1545 code for a protein of 514 amino acids. The record is from RefSeq and is a predicted model, not a curated record. Lineage: Eukaryota; Fungi; Ascomycota; Eurotiomycetes; Eurotiales; Aspergillaceae.
AUGCUCCGCAAGGGAAAAGCCCCGAUCGCCGAUUACGAGGGGCCAGCUAUAAGCACACGAAGUCGCGCACAAUCGGACGCCUCCGCUACCUCUGGAGCCUCUAUCCCCGGCACUUUUCCUGACAGUAAUCAGCCUAUUCUCGACCUUACUGAUGACCGGCCGCUGCAACCAUUCCCCGGUAAUGAGCAGACGCCCCGGGCCACCGAGUCGAACCUGCUUCACCGUACCCAACCUGCACCUCCCUUACUUACAACCCAACGGAACGAGGAACUGGGCAACUUGAACCGCAAAAUUGGGGAGCUGGAGGCGCAUGUAAGGCACUAUCGAGCUCGCGGAGACAAUUAUAAACAGACUGCUCAGGAUGCUAUGCGGAAAAUCGAAUCGUUAGAAGAAGAACUAGCGCAUGCACAGGAAAACAACCAACAGCUUCAGGAUCGGCUAAACUAUGCUAUUAAAGAUCAGCCUCGCGACCAGGAAACACGCGAUGACUAUAGAAUACCUCCCCAACCCGAACUAUCCUCUGUGGAGACCCUGCAAGUUCCCGAACUGUCCCCUGUCAUAGGACCCCCGCCAGGUGCGCGCCAACCACGAAACACAGUAGAGACAGAUAUCUCGCAGUUAUCAAUCGCGGCAAGCUGGCGCCCCCGUGGUCAACACCCAAACAAGCCACUUAAGGGAGAGAACGCAAAUGAAUACCCACCGUGGCGAUAUGCAGUCGAUGUUAAGCUCGAAACUGAUUACCCGAUGUAUCCCACCGAUGCUACCAGAAUUCGUUACGCUCUUUCCCAGAUGGAGGAGCCUAUCUUUAGUGUUAUGCAGAAAAUGGUAUAUCGAGACCGAACCAAGUCACUGGACGAUUUUAUGGGAGAUGUAGAACACUAUAUGGGUAUCCACCUCCUUGCUGAUGCGGCCAACCGCGAAUUACAAUCCGUGGCUCAGCGCCGAAACAAGACUGUUACCGAAUACUUCCACCGACUGCUUGACCUCUGGGACAAAGCGGAGACCCCUGAACGCGAACGAGUUAAGAAGUUUAAGACUAUAUUACUCCCGGGGCUGGCAACCUCGUUGUAUGUAAAGGAACACCAUACAGUCCGGGAGAUCUUGGACGACGCACGCCGUGUCGAGGAAGGCCGGAUGGAGACCUUCUUCCACCACCCUCGAAAUCCCCGGAGUGAGAGACAGGCUACCACGAGCCCUAACCAGAACCAACGCCCUGCCGGAACUGCUAAUCCACCCCCCCGGGCUAUUACCACCCCCAAUGCGACCCCUCCCCGGGCGAACUCCCAGUUCGGGCCCGUGUCCAAGAAGCCCGCGGGAUGGGCCGGCGUAUGGCAUGAACCCCAGUUAAACCCUGCAAGGCUUACCCCGGAGGAACGUACGCAACUGCAUAAGCAAGGCCGCUGCUGGGCCUGUCGAGGCUCGGGGCACCGGUCUGCGGACGCCUGCUGCCCCAUGCACGCCCACCGUGGGAAAAUGCUAAGUGAGAUCACCCCGCAAUCCCUAAAGGUAACCUUCUCCGACGACGAGGAGGAGGAAAAAGAAUAG